UAAGAAAAGGUUAAAAUUGUCAAAAGAGAAGAGAAAGUUGAUUCCCUAGGGUUUAUUUGCUCCUCCUCUUCGUUUUCUCGUCUUCGUCUUCAAGCGAAGAGAUUCGAAGCUCGUCGCAUCAAACCCUAGCAAUUGAAGAUGAGGCCGAUCUUGAUGAAGGGACAUGAACGUCCAUUGACGUUCCUCAGGUACAACAGAGAUGGCGAUCUUCUGUUCUCCUGCGCCAAGGACCACACCCCCACCCUCUGGUUUGCCGAUAAUGGCGAACGCCUUGGAACCUACCGUGGCCACAAUGGUGCUGUUUGGUGCUGUGAUGUCUCCCGAGACUCGUCAAGAUUGAUCACUGGCAGUGCUGAUCAGACUGCUAAGCUGUGGGAUGUGCAAUCUGGACAACAGUUGUUCACAUUCAAGUUUGGUUCUCCGGCCAGGUCUGUGGAUUUCGCUGUUGGCGAUCAUCUUGCAGUGAUUACCACUGAUCCCUUCAUGGAACGUAACUCUGCAAUUCAUGUGAAACGCAUUGCAGAAGAUCCCGAAGACCAGGUUGAUGAGUCUGUGCUUGUUCUUCCAAGUGCUGAGGGAAGGAAGAGGAUCAACAGAGCUGUUUGGGGUCCGCUGAACCAAACUAUUGUUAGUGGUGGUGAAGAUGCUGUAAUCAGAAUCUGGGAUACGGAGACUGGGCAAUUGCUCAAGGAAUCAGAUGAGGAAGUGGGUCACAAGAAGGCCAUUACAUCGCUCUCUAAAGCAGCUGAUGAUUCUCACUUCAUUACAGGUUCACUUGACAAAUCUGCAAAGCUGUGGGACAUGAGAACGCUGACUCUUCUUAAGACUUACACAACAGUGGUGCCUGUAAAUGCUGUCACCAUGUCUCCACUUCUCAACCAUAUUGUGCUUGGAGGUGGUCAAGAUGCAUCAGCUGUGACUACCACUGACCAUCGUGCUGGGAAGUUUGAAGCUAAGUUUUACGACAAGAUUCUGCAAGAAGAAAUUGGUGGUGUGAAGGGUCAUUUUGGACCUAUAAAUGCUUUGGCAUUCAAUCCUGAUGGGAGGAGUUUCUCUAGUGGAGGUGAAGACGGAUACGUGAGGUUGCAUCAUUUUGAUUCCGAUUACUUCAACAUCAAGAUUUAGAUUCUUUGAAUAAGUCUUUGCGUUCCGGAUUUUGCUCUCUCCUCUUUUAGCAUUUUCAUGUUUUUGUUUACUACCAAAACAAAUAGUUUGAUGACAAAGCUUUUGAACAUCGUCAGAAUCUUUUGUUUUUCAGUUCCAGAGUUUUUCAUUGGUCAAAUUUUAAUUAUUAUAACA
This is a messenger RNA of Capsella rubella, 1299 nucleotides long. Its product is annotated as eukaryotic translation initiation factor 3 subunit I. The record is from RefSeq and is a predicted model, not a curated record. Gene Ontology annotation, cellular component: eukaryotic translation initiation factor 3 complex, eIF3m; cytoplasm. Bases 139 to 1125 code for a protein of 328 amino acids. NCBI's taxonomy places the organism in Eukaryota, Viridiplantae, Streptophyta, Magnoliopsida, Brassicales, Brassicaceae. Gene Ontology annotation, molecular function: translation initiation factor activity; RNA binding; protein binding. The transcript is spliced from 9 exons. Gene Ontology annotation, biological process: cytoplasmic translational initiation.